AUGGCGCAGCUAUUAUCUUGCGCCAAUAACAUAGAAGAUGAUGUGAAGGUGUUUCGAGAGGCCUUGCAGCUGUGUCCUCCUGACCAUUUUCGUCAAUCCGUGUGUCUGUAUAAUCUUGCCACCAGCCUUCAUAACAAAUUCAGGCAACGGGGUGUCUUGUCUGACCUUGAUGAGGCCAUUGAGCUCCAUCGAGCCGCACUGCUCCUCCGUCCCCCUGGUCAUUCUGGUGGAUCCAUGUCUCUCAACAAUCUUGCUGCCAGCCUUCAAUACAGAUUUGAGCAGCGGGGUGUCCUGUCUAACCUUGAUGAGGCCAUUGAGCUCCAUUGA
Messenger RNA from Suillus paluster, 327 nucleotides. RefSeq lists its product as uncharacterized. The transcript has a single exon. NCBI's taxonomy places the organism in Eukaryota, Fungi, Basidiomycota, Agaricomycetes, Boletales, Suillaceae. Gene Ontology annotation, molecular function: protein binding. Bases 1 to 327 code for a protein of 108 amino acids. The record is from RefSeq and is a predicted model, not a curated record.